Molecule: messenger RNA, 833 nt
Organism: Nelumbo nucifera (sacred lotus)
Lineage: Eukaryota; Viridiplantae; Streptophyta; Magnoliopsida; Proteales; Nelumbonaceae
Product: EG45-like domain containing protein
Source: RefSeq, a predicted model, not a curated record
UUGCCCUAAAAGCAAAUCAAUCACAGUAAUACAAAGGAAAAUUCAUUCAAUCCGCCAUUAAUUAAGGAAUAGACAUGGCCGAGGUCGUACUACAGUCUUAAGGUAUAUAUUUGUUUUUGUGUAUUUUCCUCUAUCAUUGUUAGGAGCCACCAUAUUCUCCAUUCCAAGGUUCUCUGCAAAAAGAGUGCAGGAUGUGGAUUCAUCGUCAUCAUCAACUCCCAUAUCUACUCUUCUUCGUAUUCGCAGUGCUAUUUAGUUCCUCUCUCGGCGAUGUGGGCACCGCUUCUCUCUACAACCCUCCGUAUUUACCGACGGCCUGUUAUAACAAUGAUGUGAGCCAGUUUCCGGCAAACAAUUUAUUUGCGUCGGCCGGUGAGGGGAUUUGGGACAACGGGGCGUCUUGUGGGAGACAGUAUCUCGUCAGAUGCCUAAGCGCGACGGUACCGGGAACUUGUGUUCAAGGGAAGAUAAUUCAGGUAAAGAUUGUUGAUCGAGCGGCUUCUUCUGUCUCUCGCCCCUCAAGAGCUGGCACCACUAUGGUUCUCUCUGCCACAGCUUUUGGCGAGAUUGCGAAUGUAUCGGCUAAUGUCAUCAACAUAGAAUUCCAACAGGUGUAAUUUUGGACUACUAGCUAGCUACAGCAACGGAGGCCGGAGGGAGAGAAAGUGAACAAAGUAGCCAGAGACUUCGGAGCAAAUUCUUGUUGAUGAAGCUGAUGGAGAAGAAGAAGUAGAAGGGAAUCUGAAUUGUGAAAUCUGCUUUCUAGAAAGCUUUUGUUAAGAAGUCUCAAUUAAUUAUUAAUAAAACGUAAUUUCAUGUACACUACAUCACUU